AUGGAGUUUUCCGGCAGCACUCUCUCCGUCUCCGACGUGGAGAUUAUGGUGCAGCAACUGAAGCCGCUCUCAAUCGAACAGGUUGGCACGGCAGAGUGGAAGGAUGAACGUGAGAGGGUGGAACGACUUAACAUGUGUUCACACAGUAACGCCGUGCUGAAGAAGGACGAUGCCGUGAAGGCAUUUCUUGUGGAGCAUGAAAAGCUUCCGGUAUUGUUGCAUGAGUUACUGGUGAUGGAAAUGUGGCGGCAUCGUGUGCUGCCGUUAGUGAAGGACUCAGUGGCAGGGAACCCCACAGCGUACUACAUGUUUCCCUACUAUGAAAUGGUUUUGGCAAAUUUAUUUGAAUGUAUUUCCUUCCACGAAGAGGUGGUGGUGGCCCUUGGCGACGAUGUUUUGGAGCUUGUGGAUUAUUGCUGGCGACAGGUCUCCCGGCUCUUUGCGGAAAGUGGGAUCAACGAGGUUCCAACCAAACUCACCCCGCAACAAAUGGGCGAGGAGGAUUCACGGCAGCAUUUGGAACGACAGCUAUCCCAUGGUAUGGUGCAGCGUGCCAUGACCUCCUUGUCGAUUCUUUGGUUUAUCAUUGAUAGACUGGAGCAGUUGCCUCUUUCAGUGUCUAAUGCAGUGUUCAAUAAGCAUGAUCUUGUGCUAGGCCUAUCGGAGAUAAUGCUUCUGCAGCCCUGGCUACGCCGCGGUCCAGGGGUGACGCAGAAGUAUUGCAAUGGAGAAUUUAAGGAUGUCUCACAAGAAGAGGCACUGCUUGUGUGUAUCCCCGAGGCACACACUUGGUUUUCUCUGCACAAGAUGUUGUGCGACCCUGAGUGUCGCCGGCGGUAUCCGUACACGCAGAGCAAGAAGGAGCUUAUUCUUCGCAUUCGACGCUUUCUCAAUGACACUCUUCUUGACCAAAUGCCCGCACUAGCCAGUGUGCAGCGAGCUUUGGAGGAGCUUUCCUUCAUGCAGCCGCCCAGUGACACGGAUGCAAAGCUCAAACGAACUCUAACCAUAGAGCAGGUUCCACGCAUUGCGACCGCAGUGGAGGCCUCACGGACGCGUAGUUGGGAAGAUAUUGCCAAUACAUUUUCAGCCCUUCUGAAAGACCCAUGUAUCAGGAAUGAGGACGUCAUGCGGAUGACACGCAUUUUUGAUGAAAUGUUUACAGAGUAG
Messenger RNA from Trypanosoma rangeli, 1170 nucleotides. RefSeq names its product zinc finger, MYND-type containing 10. Gene Ontology annotation, cellular component: cytoplasm. The record is from RefSeq and is a predicted model, not a curated record. NCBI's taxonomy places the organism in Eukaryota, Euglenozoa, Kinetoplastea, Trypanosomatida, Trypanosomatidae. The transcript has a single exon. Bases 1 to 1170 code for a protein of 389 amino acids.